AUGGUAUUUACAUAUUUGUGUUCUGCUGACUACAACCAAGGUGCUGAAUGUUUUCCUGCAGUAGCAAGGGGAAGGCAGUGUGUUCCAAGUUGUCUUAUGUUCUUGUUAACUGCCACAUACAUAAAACCAUGUACAAGUUUGAAAACUGUUGAUUUAAAUGAUAUUAUGUUUGCUGGCAGCUUCUUGUACUGUGCUCUGUACCAAUUAGGAAUAGCUUCUGAUUUUGUUGAUCCACAAAGAAUACCUGAGCGUAUUUCAUACCAAAAGAAAACAAUGUUUGUAACUCACAAGAGUGUUUUGUCUGGGUUUAUGAAACAUCAUUCACUAAUAGAUAACCAAACAUACUAUUCUCUGCAAAAUGCCUUAUUAAUUUCUUCUGAAAUUGGAUCAAAUUCUAUCAUUGUAUUUAAAGGUGUUUCUGUUGGAAUACAUAAACAUGGGUCUUCAUUUUACAUCUUUGAUAGCCAUUCUCGUGAUGAAUAUGGAUUAAGCUGUUCAAACGGAAGGUGCAUUCUAGCAGUUCUGGAUUCUAUCCAGGGAUUAAUUACAUACUUGCAGUCAUUGUCAAGUUCUUUAGGUAUACCUGAAAGUGACAUUCAAUUUGACUUGCAUACUUUUAAAUUCAUAACCAGAUACAAACAUACCCCAUUUUGUGUAAUUAUUCUUGAAAAUAGAAUGGGUUUUAGAAUUGAGACCAUCUAUAGGCGGAAGCGUCUGCAUGACAAAUCAAAUGAACUUAAAGAAUUGCGGCAUUUUUUAAGCAAACGACCUUUGAUAGGUUUUGUAGAUGAUAGGAAUAUAAACUGCAUUCCAGAAAACAGAUCAUGCUCUGAAAAUACAGUUGCAAGUGAACUUUUAGAUUCAGUAAUUUCGCAGUUUGAUAAGCUUGUUUGUACUGGUCCAAAUUAUGUUUGUUCAUGUUGCACUCAAACAUUUUUCAAACAUUACAUGAAAAAUGUGGAAAACUUAUCUGAUGCAAAUAAGUCUUCUUUGAAUAGAUAUCUCACACAAAGAAAGAGUGUAGGCAACAAAGAAUGGGUUUGUCAGCUUUGUUUUGAUCAUGCACGAAAUGGAAAAGUACCAAAGUUUUGGGUAAAAAAUGGGUUGCAAUUUCCUGAAAAACCAGCAGAGCUUGACCUCUCAAAUUUGGAAGAAAGACUUGUUUCUCCUAGGUUACCAUUUAUGCAACUACGUGAAAUGCCUAGAGGUGGCCAGGUUAACUUGAAAGGAAAUAUUGUAAAUGUACCUGCUGAUGUCAAUAGUACAAUUAAGUCGUUGCCAAGAAUGAUCAAUGAAAAUGAAACAAUUAUGUUGAAACUGAAACGCAAAUUAUCAUAUAAACAUCAUGUUGCAUUUGAAAACGUCAGACCAUACAAAGUUUUUGAAGCGGCAAAAUGGUUGGUGCGUAACAGUUCAUUAUUUAAAAAUGAAGGUAUUGUUGUAAAUGACACUUGGCUGCAACAACCAUUUGAAAUAACCAUGUUGUCUGAGCAGGAAAAUAAUGAUGAAGUCACCUCUGAUGAUAGUAAUAAUAAUGUUGACCAGUGUGAAUCUGAUUGGAUUGAAGAAAAUUUUAUGGACAGACCAACAGGAAAUCUUGACACCUUCUUGCAGUCACUGGAUUUCAGAGAAUUUAACCAGAUCUUGUCUGUUGCACCAGGAGAGAAAAGUUCCCCCAUUGGGUUAUUUCAAGAUUAUCAUUCAGAGGUACUCUCCUUCCCUACACUAUACUGUGGUCAGGCUCGUAAAGAAAAUUCAUCACGUUUUGUUCAGGUGCAUUACAGUGAUAUUUGCAAAUGGGAAUUAAGAAAUGUUGAUAGGCGUGUGGCAUUAUGUGUACCAAACAUCUUCUUUAAGUUGAAAAGGCUACAGAUAAAGCAGAUUAGAGACAAAGUUUUCCUUGCAAUACGUAAAUGCAAGACAAGAGGUGUUACUUUAACUGCAGGUGACAUACUUACACCCGGUUUUAUAGAUAAACUUACAAUGCAGAAUGAUGGUUACAGAGUGCUUAGAACACUGCGUGGUUCGCCACCUUAUUGGGAAGCAGCAAAGAAAGAUGUUUUUGCUAUGAUACGCCAGCUUGGGAUUCCAACAUGGUUUUGCUCUUUUUCAGCAGCUGAAACUAAGUGGCUGCCAUUAUUAAAGUCUUUAGCAAAGCUCGUCAAAGGAAGAGAUUUAUCUUCUGAAGAAGCAGAGGAAUUGACUUGGCAAGACAAAUGCAUGUUGAUCAAGUCUGAUCCAGUUACCUGUGCUCGAUUCUUUGACCACAGAGUUCAAAUAUUCAUUAAACAUGUCUUGAAACAUCAGUCACAACCAAUUGGAGAAAUACUUGACUAUUUUUACAGAGUUGAAUUUCAACAGCGUGGUUCCCCUCAUAUUCAUAUGAUCAUAUGGAUUAAUGGUGCCCCAAUUCAUGGAAAUUGUUCAGAUUCAGUAGUAGCUGAAUUUGUUUCAAAAUAUGUUUCAUGUGACAAUGAUAACUCAAUGCCAACAUUGAUCAAUUACCAAACGCAUCGACAUGCUCAUACCUGUCAAAAAAAUGGCAAAGCAAUUUGUCGCUUCAAUUUCCCUAUUCCUCCUAUGCCUGAAACAGUUAUUCUCUAUCCAUUGGAUGAAAAUGAGAGAAAUUUUGGAGUUGAAGCAUAUGAGAAAGUGAUAUCUUUUCUCAAUGACCUACAUAAGUCACAAAGAACUGAGUUAGAAUUCAAUGAUUUCCUUGCUGAGCUUGAGCUUGAUUAUCAAUCAUACCUUCUAAUAAUCCGCUCUUCUCUAACUAGACCAAAAAUAUUCUUAAAACGCUCAGUUUCUGAAAGUCGCAUUAACAUGUAUAAUCCAGUUUUAUUGAAAUGCUGGAAAGCAAAUAUGGACAUACAAUAUGUUUUGGACGCAUAUUCUUGUGUUUCUUACAUUGUUUCAUACAUUUCUAAAGGUCAGAGGGGUCUAUCUAACCUCCUUAGAGAUGCUUGUAAUGAGGCCAGAGAGCUAGAUAGUGAUGUGAGACAACAAGUAAGGAGGAUUGGUAACCAAUUCUUGUCAAGUGUUGAAAUUGGUGCACAGGAAGCAGUUUAUCUAACUCUUCAAAUGCCACUGAGAAGGUGCACAAGGGAUAUUGUAUAUGUUGAUAGUAAUAAACCAGAUGAAAGAACAUCUCUUAUCAAACCUUUAACAGAAUUGAAAGAACUUCCAUUAAAUUCCAAAAGCAUUGAAAUGGACAACAUGUUGAAGAGGUACAAACGGAGGCCAAGGAUUUUGCAGCAACUUUGUUAUGCUGAUUUUGCCUCUUGGUACGAUUUGUGUAGCGAGAAAAAAGGGGAACAGGUACCAGAUGAAAAUGAUGAAACUGAAUUGCCAGAGACUGUCUAUCAGUAUGAGUCAGAGGACAAUAUUUUGGAUUUCAAUGAAAUUGACAGAGGAAAUGUUAUAACAUUUGCAUGUGGUACAAAAGUAAGGCGAAGACAAAAACAGAAAGUGAUAUAUAGUAAUGUCACCUCAAUAAAUCAAGACAAAGAAGAACAUUUCCGACAAAAGAUCAUGUUAUAUACUGCCUGGCGAGAUGAGGAAAAGGAUUUGAUGGGUGGGUUUGAGACCUUUGAGCAAAGCUAUCAUGCAAAGGGAGACGAAAUCAAUGUUAAUAAAUCUGUUUAUGAGAAAAAUGCUGAUGUUGUUGAAAAUAUACUGGAAAACAUUGCAUCAGAAGUAAUAGAUACAUCAAUUAAUCCACAGGCACAACAUGAAGAUAUGUUAGAUUCAGAUGAAUGUCCAUCUCAAUCAGCCACUUUUGGUUGUUUUGACCCUGGGGUUGCUUCAGCAGUAGAUGAAGGUUAUGACCUUGGUGAAGAUUUAGGUAUAAGUAGAAAGCGUGCUUAUACGACACAGUGUGUAACAAAUGAAAUGGACGAUGCAGAAUAUUUGCAAUGUGUACAAAAACUUAACAUAGAACAGAAAAAUAUAUUUUACCAUAUUUUGCACAAAGUCAAGACACAGUCUUUACCAUUUUAUACAUUUCUUUCUGGUGGGGCAGGUUGUGGAAAAUCUGUUGUUGUUCGUGCACUUAAUCAGGCCCUUUUGAAAUAUUUCAAUCAUUUGCGUCAUGAAGACCCUAAUACUCAAAAGUUACUGUUGUGUGCUCCGACUGGAAAAGCUGCCCACAAUAUUGGUGGAAGCACAAUACAUUCAUCAUUCUGCAUUCCAGCAAACCAAAGUUUUCAAUUCAAACCUCUUGAUAUGCAGCAGUUGAAUACAAUGCGAGCACUUUAUCGUGACCUGAAAGUUAUAAUAAUUGAUGAAAUCUCUAUGGUUGGUCGUGGAAUGCUGAAUUAUAUAAACUUGAGGUUGCAGGAAAUUAAAGGUUGCACCAAAACAUUUGGAAACGUCAGUGUUCUUGCAGUUGGUGAUCUGUAUCAAUUGAAACCUGUCCUUGACUCAUGGGUUUUUUCCCAAGUCUACAAUUCAGUACAGCUUCAGUCAUUAGGCACAAAUAUAUGGGUUGAUUUGUUUGAAUUCUUUGAAUUGAAAGAAGUCAUGAGACAGAAAGAUGAUCAAGAAUUUGCUCUUCUUCUAAAUAGAUUGCGAGAAGGAGAACACACAGAAGAGGACCUGCUUGUGUUACAGGACAGACAAGUUGCCAACUUUGGAGUAAUGUUAGUUCUUCAAUUCAUAAUAGAAUUCUUUCAAGAAUACCUUUAG
Molecule: messenger RNA, 4686 nt
Organism: Ruditapes philippinarum (Manila clam)
Lineage: Eukaryota; Metazoa; Mollusca; Bivalvia; Venerida; Veneridae
Exons: 2
Coding region: 1-4686 (1561 amino acids)
Biological process (GO): telomere maintenance; DNA repair
Molecular function (GO): DNA helicase activity
Source: RefSeq, a predicted model, not a curated record